Molecule: messenger RNA, 1521 nt
Organism: Rhipicephalus sanguineus (brown dog tick)
Lineage: Eukaryota; Metazoa; Arthropoda; Arachnida; Ixodida; Ixodidae
Exons: 4
Coding region: 1-1521 (506 amino acids)
Source: RefSeq, a predicted model, not a curated record
AUGCCCGAGAAGAUAUCUGUCAGCUUCUGCCUUGCCUCGUCUCCUAAGCCUUUGAGCAGCCCCGCAGAAUUAAAGAGACAAGGCAAGAUGCUCGCGAACGACUACCGGCCUAAGGACGCACCAGACACCGGAAUCGGUCUGCUAAUAGGUUCUGACUAUAUGUGGCAAACAAUCACCGGUGAAGUUGUGCGAUGUCCAGACGUGCCAGGUCUGGUGGCAAUGGAGACAAUAUUUGGUUGGACGGUACAAGGACCUAUCAGUCAGAAGACCCUUUUGGACUGUGGCACUCACCUGCUUGUCAGUGUCUUGCGUGUGGAUGCAACCGAAGAGGAAUCGACUGCAGGAAUUCUACAGUCUUUCUGGCGACUCGAGUCUAUGGGCAUUACUGACUCCAAUGAAUGUCUCGCUGACCGGAACAUUCUACAGUUUAAGGAGACCGUUAGGAAGUCAGGCGGCCGGUACUCGGUGGCCCUACCAUGGAAAGAAGAUCGCAAGCAUCUUCUAGGCGACAAUCGGGACACAGCAAUUAACCGGCUCCAUAAGCUCGUCAGAGGACUCUCGCAGCAUGAUGGCCUAAUGGAGAAAUACGACACGACCAUACGUCAAUACUGGCAAAUGGGACAUGCUGAAGUGGUGCCGGAGCGACAAUCUGAUAAUGCCGUGUACUACAUGCCGCAUCGCGAGGUUGUACGAGAAGACUCACUCACCACGAAACUGCGAGUAGUGUUCGACGCCUCGUCCCAUGAAAAGGGAUAUAUGUCACUGAACGACUGUUUGGACAAAGGUACAAACCUGAACCCGGAUCUGCUUCGAGUGUUGCUUCGUUUUCGACGCCACCCGAUAGCCAUCAACGCCGACAUCGAGAAAGCUUUCCUGCAGAUAGAAAUACAGGAAUCGGAUCGAGAUGUAUUUCGGUUUCUAUGGUUCGAGAACGUGCCCCGUGGUGAAAACGACAACAUUAUCGAAUGGCGAAUGACACGUGUGCCAUUCGGGUCGACAUCAAGCCCUUUUCUGCUGAUGGCAACGAUACACCACCACCUGGACAACGUAAGCAGUGAGCAAAAAACAUUGGCCCGGACGCUGAAGCAGAGUUUCUACGUGGAUGACCUGCUCGUAGGAGCCGACAGUUUUGACGAAGGCUUAGACGUGUACGAGAAGGCAAAGUCGAUUUUGGAAGGCGCUGCGAUGAACCUUCGGAAGUGGAAGACAAACAACGCUCAACUCCAGGAAGUGUUCUCGAAAAGCGAAGAGUGCCUGGAAGGAUUGGACAGUACUUCAGCAACGAUUCUAGGGAUGCACUGGAACACCGAAGAUGAUUACUUGAAGGACAACUUCAUCUGCGCGGACGCCUACAGAGAGCUCAACUUUCAAUUCAAGAAAAACAUCCACUGCCGACAAGGCGUCGUCCGUGGCCGAGUGAGCUUAUUGCUCACGUUCGGAGCGCGUCCUAUCCAGCCCCCUCCACCACACCAGCAGCCUCUGGACGUGCAUUUGGAGCUGGACAACCUAAGCAAAAGGUGA